Messenger RNA from Plasmodium fragile, 588 nucleotides. RefSeq lists its product as uncharacterized. The coding region runs from base 1 to 588 and encodes 195 amino acids. The transcript has 7 exons. The record is from RefSeq and is a predicted model, not a curated record. Gene Ontology annotation, biological process: late endosome to vacuole transport; protein transport; endosome transport via multivesicular body sorting pathway. Gene Ontology annotation, cellular component: ESCRT III complex; multivesicular body. Lineage: Eukaryota; Apicomplexa; Aconoidasida; Haemosporida; Plasmodiidae.
AUGGGUAACCAAGUUUCCACGGAGGAUCACAUCUUUCGAUUGAAAUUAAAAACGAAGGAACUAGAAAAAUUAUCAAGCAGGUCAGAAUUAGAAGAGAAAAAGCUCGUAGGCGAUGUCAAAAAGGCUAUACAGGCAGGGAAGAUCGACAUAGCAAGGCUCUAUGCAGAAAAAUGCAUAAGAAAAAAAAACGAAAAAAUUAACUACCUCAAUUUGAGUAACAAAUUGGAUAUCCUUGUAUCAAGGCUCGAGGGGGCUCACAGGUCAGCGUCGCUAGUUAAAGACGUAAGCAUGAUGAUUCCGCUGAUACAGAAGAUAAGCACUGAGACCAAUGCCAUCAAAAUUGGGAAUGACGUGAUGAAACUAGAAAACAUCUUUGACGAAAUUAGCAUCAGCUCGGACCUCAUAAACGAUACCGUUCAGACGUCCUCUACGAUCAACGCCCCCACGGAGGAGGUUGACGAAUUGAUCUCCAAAAUAGCAGAUGAGCAUGCAAUAACGCUAGAUGGACAGCUUGGCCCCGUAAAUUCAAUUAAUAAGCAUUUGGAAGAAAUUUCUAACAUGAGCGAACGGAUAAAAAAUUUAAAAUGA